Molecule: messenger RNA, 657 nt
Organism: Cajanus cajan (pigeon pea)
Lineage: Eukaryota; Viridiplantae; Streptophyta; Magnoliopsida; Fabales; Fabaceae
Product: large ribosomal subunit protein eL42
Biological process (GO): translation
Cellular component (GO): ribosome
Molecular function (GO): structural constituent of ribosome
Source: RefSeq, a predicted model, not a curated record
AACCCAGAGAAAGAGAAAGGGAAAAAAGCCCAACAUAGAGAAAGAGAAAGAGAAAAGGCAUUUAACUAACCCUAAUUCGCAGAAAGAAGACACUAAACCCCACACACCGUGCCUCCGCCUUAGCUCUCUGAUCUCAUAGACGCAAUGGUGAACGUUCCGAAGACAAAGAAGACAUACUGCAAGAGCAAGGAGUGCAGGAAGCACACGCUCCACAAGGUCACCCAAUACAAGAAGGGUAAGGACAGCAUCGCCGCUCAGGGAAAACGCCGUUAUGACCGCAAACAGUCCGGUUACGGUGGACAGACUAAGCCCGUUUUCCACAAAAAGGCGAAAACCACCAAGAAAAUCGUGUUGAGGCUGCAGUGCCAGGGUUGCAAGCACGUUUCCCAGCAUCCAAUCAAGAGGUGCAAGCACUUUGAGAUCGGUGGUGACAAGAAGGGAAAAGGAACCUCUCUCUUCUAGAUGGAAUAGUAGAAUUCUCUAUUUCAAACUUUCUCUCCCUCUCUCUCUAUUCUCUUUUCUUAUUUUGUUUGCCUUGCUUGGCUUUUGAUUUUGCUCAAGUGUUUGCGUUUGAGGAUAUUAGAGUUUACAGUUUCAAUUUGUUUCAGAACUCUUAAUCUGUUAUAGUGUCAAUGACUAAUUUAUUUCUUCCUUGAA